CAGCAGCAGCGUCGGCGCGGGCCCUUGGGCCGGGCCGCUCGCCGGCCACUUAGCCCCGCCUCCCGCAAGUCGGCCGAGCGGCGGCGGGAACGGGCCGCCUUUCCUCGUUGCGGGCCAUCGGGGAGACAUGGGGGGGGCCGGGCGGCAGGCGCAGCUGCUGCGGGCGGUGAUCAUGGGGCCCCCGGGCUCGGGCAAAGGGACCGUGUCCUCCCGCAUCGUCCAGCAUUUCGCCCUGAAGCAUCUCUCCAGCGGGGACCUGCUCCGGGACAACAUUCAGAGGGGAACAGAAAUUGGUGUUUUGGCCAAGACUUUCAUUGAUCAGGGGAGGCUCAUUCCAGAUGAUGUUAUGAGUCGGCUAGCAUUGCAUCAGCUGAAAAAUAUAGACCAGUACAACUGGCUACUGGAUGGUUUUCCCAGGACAGUUUCACAAGCCGAAGCCCUAAACAGAGUUUAUCGCAUAGACACAGUGAUUAAUCUGAAUGUGCCAUUUGAGACCAUUAAACAACGCCUCACUGCCCGCUGGAUUCAUCCGGCCAGUGGCCGAGUCUAUAACACCGAAUUCAAUCCCCCCAGAGUUCCUGGCCAUGAUGAUCUUACUGGAGAACCACUUACUCAGCGUGAGGAUGACAAACCGGAGACUGUUGCCAAGAGACUGAAGGCUUAUGAGGCCCAAACGAAACCUGUCUUGGAGUAUUAUCAGAAAAAAGGUGUGCUGCAAUCUUUCUCGGGAACGGAGACCAACGUGCUCUGGCCACAUGUGUAUGCUUUCCUCCAAACAAAACUGGCAGAUGGGAGUCCGAAGUAAACGGCUACACCGUGAUGAGUGAACCAUUUUAAGAUGAACAAAAGCAAAGCUUCUAAAUGAUAGAAACUCCGGCAUAUUUCAAUUCAAGAUGAUGACUAUUGCAAUUAUCUAGUGCUCAUCUUCUCAUCUCUUGGGCAGAAGGGUUUUUUAACCAACUUUUUUAUACUUGUACUAAACUUUUAUAAAACAAAUUAGUGUCUAACAAUAUAAAAUUAUUUUUCAUACUCAGUUCUCCUAUAACGUAGGGGCUAUGUGCCUGAGGAAAAGUAGCUUUCUAGUACGACCCUUGAUUGGUGCCUUGCUCAUGGGUACAAAUCGUUUCCUCUGACACAUCAUUAUGUUCUAUCCGGACAAACAUACAUUGACAGAAUGCUCCCUAAUUCCCUAACAGCGCUCCAUCCAAAAACCCUUGGUUAAAAAGUCCCAUUAUUGGAGAACUAAGUAUAAAUCACUUCUAGGAUUUUCCUGUUUUUCAGAGGAAAAAAAAAUCAAGAACAGUACAGUAUGGAAGAUGAGUAAAAUAGUGUUCAUUUUGGACAAGGACUGGUGUGCUCUCUACUGGAAAAAUAUUUUUCUACAUCAAAGCAAAAUGGAAUCUUUCCUGGGACUUUAGUACUCAAGUUUGGGAUCCUGGGUCUACCUAAUGUUACUCCUGUGAAAAGUCAGAUGCAGACUUGUUGAUGUUGAAUAGUGAUAUGCCCCCUGUAGAUGGUAAGCUCCUUGAAGGCAGGGAUCACAUCGCCAACUCUGUUGUACGUUCCCGAGCACUUUGUAUGGUGCUCUGCACACAGUAAGCGCUCAAUAAAUACCACUGAUGAUUGAUUGAUUGAAUGGGAAUUCACUGCUACUUCUGAAAAGGAUACUUAUGGGGCAGGAGGAAGCAUCAGAAUCUACUAUAUAAGACUGGAAGAGGGCUUUAACAACCCUCCAAGGAUAACUCAGGCCCCGGUUUUGUAACAGAAAAAGAGGUAACUAGAUAUACUAGAGGUAACUAGACAUUGCUUCCAUUCGUAACUCCUAUUUUGAAAAUGUUUGUGCGAAUUAGAGCAAGAGAGUUUGCACCAGG
Molecule: messenger RNA, 1871 nt
Organism: Tachyglossus aculeatus (Australian echidna)
Lineage: Eukaryota; Metazoa; Chordata; Mammalia; Monotremata; Tachyglossidae
Gene: AK3
Product: adenylate kinase 3
Exons: 5
Coding region: 128-805 (225 amino acids)
Biological process (GO): nucleobase-containing compound metabolic process
Cellular component (GO): mitochondrion; cytoplasm
Molecular function (GO): AMP kinase activity; ATP binding
Source: RefSeq, a predicted model, not a curated record